Molecule: messenger RNA, 951 nt
Organism: Electrophorus electricus (electric eel)
Lineage: Eukaryota; Metazoa; Chordata; Actinopteri; Gymnotiformes; Gymnotidae
Product: olfactory receptor 52J3-like
Biological process (GO): G protein-coupled receptor signaling pathway; detection of chemical stimulus involved in sensory perception of smell
Cellular component (GO): membrane
Molecular function (GO): olfactory receptor activity; odorant binding
Source: RefSeq, a predicted model, not a curated record
AUGGAAGCCCAAUUUUCAAAUGAUACCUUUAGCUGGAGCCUUCAGAUUGCCAAAUUUGAUGUCUCUCCAGAGGCUGUAUAUCCUGUCUUCUUCACUGGGACUCUGAUCUACUUUUUUUCAGUGUUAUGUAAUGGAAUCAUUUUAGCACUCAUUUUGACACAACGAAGCCUUCAUAAGCCCAUGUUCUACAUUAUGUUCAGCCUUCCACUAGCAGAUCUAGUAGGAAUCACAACUCUCCUUCCCAGACUGCUGAUCGAUAUUGUAACUCAGUCAAACAUUCUCUAUUAUCCAACAUGUGUGUUACAGGGAUUCAUUCUGCAUUUGUAUGGAGGUGGUGUUUAUUUUAUCCUGGCAGCCAUGGCAUUUGACCGCUACAUAGCAAUAUGCAAGCCACUCAGAUAUCACUCUAUCAUGACACCCUUUACAGUUGGAGGUGUUAUAGCUCUGGCAUGGGGCACUGACAUUGCAUUAGAGGUCGUGUUGUUCGCUCUUCAGGCUAGACUGCCAAAGUGCAAGACAUUUAUUGUUAAUGUGUAUUGUUCAAAUAUGGCCUUAGUGCAACUCUCAUGUGGAGGCGAUAUUACUGUGAACAACAUAUACGGCUUGGUUUUGACAGGAUUUAUGCAGGUUGUUAGUGUGGGUGUUCAGUUAUUCUCUUAUGUACAAAUUCUCAAAACUUGUCUUUCCCACUCUCAAUCUGAUGCUAAAAUCAAGGCUGUAAAUACUUGUUUAGCACAAAUAAUUACAUUUGCUCUGUUUGAAAUAGUCUGCACUACUGUAAUACUAUCAUAUCGUUUACAAAAUAUAUCUCCCAAUGCACAAAAAUUGUGUGGUAUAAUGACUUUCACAGUCCCUCCAGUUGUUAAUCCAAUUAUAUAUGGAAUGCAUACAAAAGAUAUUAGAAUUGCAUUUCUUAUGGUCUUGAAAAAAAUAAAGGUCACAUUCACAUAA